Messenger RNA from Erinaceus europaeus (western European hedgehog), 675 nucleotides. RefSeq lists its product as uncharacterized. The coding region runs from base 1 to 675 and encodes 224 amino acids. Gene Ontology annotation, molecular function: signaling receptor activity. Gene Ontology annotation, cellular component: cell surface. The transcript has 6 exons. Lineage: Eukaryota; Metazoa; Chordata; Mammalia; Eulipotyphla; Erinaceidae. The record is from RefSeq and is a predicted model, not a curated record.
AUGGCCUGGGAGGCUGCAGACUUAUUGCCUCCUGUUCUGCUGGUGCUGUUGUUUCCAGAUCAUCCCACGUAUGGCUACUUUACUGUCACCAUGACCAAGAUCAGGAUGGAGAACUCGGGAAUCUACUUGUGUGGAAUCCAAAAUGCUUUUCUAAGAUCCAUCUAUCUGCUGGUAUCUCCAGCUUCAAUUGCAUCUACCACCACCAGGAGCACCAGGAGAACCACAGCCUGGACCUCUGUCACCAAUCCUGUCACUGGCAGCCUUUCAGGUAACUGGAAAUUCAUUGCUGCCUGUGUGGUGGUGGCUGCUCUGCUGCUGGGCCUGGGACUUGGUAUUCUGAUUCUGUGCCUCAAGAAAGCCCAAGGAAGAGCUGGAAAAGGUGAAGAUGAAUCCUACCACGUCUACGAUAACCAUUCAUCCUUGAACGUAGAGACCAUGCAACCCGAUCAGCAGAUGGACCCCGUUGAAGACAUGGGAGCCCUUUGCUAUGCCUCACUCACCCAUCUGAACUGCUUGGACACUGAGGACCCCAUCUAUAUCAACACCUACCCCACUUCAAAGCCCACCCCUGACCUCCUUCUGUCUGUGGAAUAUGCCAGCAUCACUGCAAAGAGACCCCAGCCCUCCAUGUCUGCUGCUCUGGAGGUGGAGCUGGAAGGGGAGCCCAGCAACUGA